AUGGGGGGAACGCCUAGGAAGCGCAACGAACUACCAAAGAUCUUUGUAAAGAAAGAACCCGCCUCUCCUGACCCCCCGUCCCGUCACCGGCCGCCCAGACUACAUCUAUCCAAUGGCCCUACACCACCUUCCGGCCCCAAUGCCGCUGCUACACCACGAACUGCCAAUGGCCACUUGGCUACAAUGCAGGAUGUCGGUAUGGCAUGUCUGUCCCCCGGCUUCGCAACGCAUGACCCUGCUAUGCGCGACCAACUCCAACGUAGUAUAUCUGUGCGCGAGCAACAGCGGUCGAUAAUUGAAUCGCGGCUACAACGCCACGUGAAGGGCGGCGAGAGAACCGGAGGCGCUGAGCCGAACUCUAGAACUGACCGUGAUGAGCCACCAUCGGCCCGCGGGGGGGACAGGUCAUCGGCACAUACUCCUCGCAGGAGACCUCCGAGCAGUCUCACCAUUGUCCCACCACCUCACCGUGCGUUUGCAAACGAGCGCGUAGUUCAGUCCGCACCACUGCAUCAGUCAUUCACGGGCCGAAACCAUCCCCCUCCAUCAUCACACCAUGGCCCUCCACCCACCACUCACCAUCAUCAACAGCAGGUUAACCGAUUACCCCCAAUCAGUGAUGUAUUUGGUCUCGAUGGUCCGGAAUCCUCCAGGAGUGUGAGGCAUCCGGACGACGGUACCAGUAGACAGUACUUCCCCGCGACCAGGCCAUCCUAUCCAUCCCCAAACAGUAUGGCCUAUUCCCGCCCUCGAGAGCACCGAUCCGCUGAAGAAGCGAUGGCGAAUAUAUCGGGUGGCCGCGAGGACUUAUUACCCCGGAUAAUCCAUUACGGGGGCCAUCAGCCCCCCACACCACCGAGUCCCCCGCAACCCCAGCAUACCCCGUCGAAAUUGGGCGUGCACGGAAUGCACGAACAGCAGCCCCACUCAGCGAAGAGGCGGAGGACGAGGGCGGAAUAUGAGCGCGACGAGAGCAUGGGGAGUGAUCAUGGGGAUCGGGAGCAGGAGUCUAAGAGACGAAAGAAGGAGGAGUUUUUGUCGUUAUGUGCGAGGGCGUGGGAGUUGUUCCAUUCGUGAAGGUUGAAAUGGGUGAUUAAAUUUUUAUAAGGUUACUUUUUGUCUCACUUUUCUACUCUAUGACGCUCUAACUUUUGUUUAUUUUGAUUCUUUUUAUUUUCAAGCCAGGUGCUAUUGGGAUCUUUUUUUUCUUCACUCUUACUUUUUUUUAUUUUACCUUUUUUUGCUCGCUCUGUUUGAAGAAGAAAAAUCCCAGCGAAGAAUCAUGAGGACGUUUGGAAGUUAGUUAGUCUCUGAUACCUUUUUCUUUCUUUCUCUUCUAUCCCCCUCCUUUUUUUUUUUCUUCCGUCCCCCUUCGUCUGCCUCGCUGCGUUCUUUAUUUCCUCUUACUUUACUUAACUUACACUUCUUGUAUCUCAUUGGGUCUCACGCUUAUUUCGAGGGCAAAAUUAUUUCCUAUCCUUUCCUAUCCUCCUCCUUUCUCUUUUCUUUUGUGGUUUCGGGGGGAUUUUCCGCCUUUUUUUUCUUUCUUUUUUUUCUUUUUCCAUUUCAUGUUAUUGGGUACGGUAGGGUUCGGUCGGCUUGGAUUUGGAAUUGGCUGGUAGGGAAUGGAUUGGUUGGUUGGUUUUGCCGGUUGGGGACGGUAGGGAGAUUUCAUUUUUAGCUCUUUGAGUCAACUUAGUUGGGUUCUUGUCGUGCCAUGUCGUGUUUAUUAUAUUCCACUCCUAACUUUUCCUUUCCUUUCCUUUUUUUUCUCUUUCCAUUUACAAUUUUCUUCUUCGACUUUUGACUUUUUAUCUUGCGGUUUUCUUUUUCGACCCCCCCUUGUGCCGUGAGGGGGGGAAAGGUGAUAUAUAUAUAACAAGACUAUAAUGAGUGGGAAUUGGAUUGGAUUGACCUUA
Molecule: messenger RNA, 1919 nt
Organism: Tuber melanosporum (Perigord truffle)
Lineage: Eukaryota; Fungi; Ascomycota; Pezizomycetes; Pezizales; Tuberaceae
Exons: 1
Coding region: 1-1077 (358 amino acids)
Source: RefSeq, a predicted model, not a curated record